GUUGUGAAGGUAGGGACGAAGUGUUCGGGUGUAAUUUUAUAUUAAACAACCUACCAGUUGUAUAUUUUAAGAUAUGAAACUGACAGGAAUGAAAGGAAGCGCCUUCUUAAUUUUUCGUUUUUUUAUAGUCAGGGUUUGUUAAGCCAAAUGGCAGUAUGUGCUUGUCCACUAGUGAAUGUGAAAGGGUUUGUGUUUGUACGGCUGUUUUACUUUCAUAUAUGCAAUAAAAGAAAAAUAGCAAAGCGCUCUACUGCACCACUAGUACUAGACUAAAAAGUCCAUUGAGCAAAUUUAGUCACGUUACUGAUGACGGUUGUAUAAGUCACCCAUGUCCUUCAAGUUCAACUACAAGAGCGUAUUGUUAUAGUCCGAUCGAUUUAUUUAGCAUAAGGUUAACUACAAAACUAGCCAAACAGGUGCACGAAAGCCUCACUGUAUCAAGACAGCCACUGGCAACUCUGUUUCUGUGUUUAGAACAGGGUCAUUGAGUCCUAACAUGUAACUGACUGCAGACAGCGGACCGCAAGCGAGAGCAACACCGGAAAACCACACGACAUUAGAAACACGUAAGACAUUUAAAAGCGCAACUAGGUUAACCGUACAAAAUAAACGUGUAUUGUUUGUGUUCAUAAGUAUUAAAAAAAAUAGAAAGUGGAGACAUGGGUUGGAAAGGUACAGCACAUUUAAAUCACAAGCACUCAUGUUGUAUAUAAAUGUUGGUGUUGGAGAAUUAGUAUUGGGUACCAGUCCGACUCAAUUUUGAAGGUUAAUUCAGCCUUCUGACUUGUUUACAUACAUGGCCCACGGUGUUUAGCUUAUGCGAGCCAGGCACUAAAGUUUCUUUUUUAUAUAUAUGUAUUUUAGGGAUACAUUCCUGGAGAAAACCUGUUUGGGUGAGUGAUUAAGCGAUCCAUUGCUGCUGUUUUGAGAGAUUACGUGUGGUUGUGUGACAUUACUGGAAUGAAGAAAUAUCAAGAAAUAUUUGUUUCUUGAAUCAAUUUGAUAAUCGUAAUACAAUUGCAAAUUUAGUAUCCAAUGUUCAGUCGCAAAGUCAUUUAAACGAAGAAAAACUCAACGUCAACAUAUAAGAUGGUCUGAUGGACCGACUCUUCUUGCUGACUUUUGGCCUGUGCUCUGUUGUGUGGGUUCUUUUCUGGGAAGUCAAGUGGAAGAAAGCAACAGAAAAUCAGAUUGAAGAAUGGCUCCAUGGAAACAGACUUUCCGAAUACAGACACCUCUUUGAAGAUGUGCAGUCCUUGGAAGAGCUGACAUUAUGUGUCUUGUCCCGUUUGGAGGAAGCUGUGCAUAAGACCCAGCAUUGGCAGGAAAUUGAGGAUACACAAAGCCAGCUAGUCCGUGACUUUGCCUUUCAGGAGUGGCUCUUCUCUCAAGGUCUUGAGCACUAUUACCACAAAUUAAAAGCCUUGGGGUGCAGCAGCCUGGAUGAUUUAGCCCAGUUUGAUAGUCAGCUACAGUUAUCACUGGCUGCCUGGGGGUACUAUUACGAAGAUUAUAUCAAACUGUCGACUGGUGUGCAGGUCCUACAAGCUUCGAGGGGACACCACGAUCAAGACUACGAGACUCGGCUGGUCCACAGCUUGGCUCAACGGCGAAUGAAUGAAAAGUGGUCUAUAGCUGGAGCUCUGAUUUUUGGCUGUACUGUUGCACUGUGCUUUCUCAUAAGGGACCUCAUGUUUUACGUGAUUGGUGGAAUUACAGUUUCCAUUAUAGCGUUUGUCUUCACAAUUAAGUUUCUGUGUGAACUUGCGGCUAGAGUCGUCAGCUUUCUUCAGAAUGAAGACCGUGGCCGGAGGGGAGAUCACACCAUCUACGACUACGUUCGUGGCAAUUACCUUGAUCCAAGGUCAUGCAAGGUCACAUGGGACUGGAAGGAUCCACAAGAAGUGGGACACACUAUGACCUUCAGAGUUUACCUGUUCUAUAAAAAUGGGCAGCCAUUUCCAGCAAACCGGCCUGUGGGUUUGCGAGUCCAAAUCUCCCAUGUAGAGUUGGCUCUGGAUAUUCCUGUGACUCAAGAAGUGCUUCAGGAACCCAAUGUGGUUAAGGUCGUCUUCACAGUACGAAAAGCAGGCCGCUACGAAAUAACUGUCAAGCUAAGGGGGCUGAAUGUGGCUUAUAGUCCUUAUUACAAAAUAUUUCAGCCAGGUACAGUUGUUCCAUCAAAAACUAAGAUUGCAUACCAUUUUUCCACAUUGGUUUUGACAAUUGAACAGCAGCAUACAAUACAGAUUGAACCCAGGGAUGAGUAUGGCAAUCCCACCAGUAAUUCUGUAUCCCUAAUUGAUGAAGAUAACUACGAUGUGCAAGUCCAUGAGCUUGGGACCCAAAAUGAAGAGAACCCAGAGAAUUACUAUAGCAAAUCAGUGUUGUCCAGUAAGUUGCAAUGCCAGGUGUUGCUGAGACUGACCGUCAGGAAGAAGGGCUGUUUCCGUGCCUGUAUCUCCUACCACAAUCAACCCAUCAGCAAUGGAGAAUUUGACAUCAUUGUUCUCAGUGAGAAUGAAAAGAACACUGUAGAAAAGAGUGUCUCUACACCGGGAAUGAGUAUUUACUUUGAGGCCUACCUUUAUAGCACAGGGAAUUAUUCUAACUCCACGUGGCAGUUAUUCCCCUCUGCACUGCUGGUGUCACAGCGACGCCCGUCUACUGCCAACGAGGAAGAGGACGAGGAGCGGGACUCCCCUUCUGAGGGAACACUGGACAAAGUGAAGAAACCAAAAAAGGUGUUUUGUUACCUAUCACCAAAGCAACUCUCCGUGAAGGAAUUUUACCUGAAAAUCAUUCCAUGGCGACUUUUUACCUUCAGAGUAUGUCCAGGAACAAAGUUUUCAUACCAUGGCCCUGAUCCCAUUCACAAACAUCUGACUCUGGUGGUGGACGAUGGGAUGCAGCCACCAGUAGAGCUCAGCUGCAAAGACAGAAACAUCAUGGCUGCAACAUUCAUAAGGUUUCUGCACAAAAAUAUAGGAGGCUCGGAAACUUUCCAGGACAAGGUGAACUUCUUCCAGAGAGAGCUCCGGCAGCUGCAUUCAAAAAGACCUCGCACCAAGACGUGCUUGAAGAUCAGCCGGCAUUCUCUCCUUGAUUCAUCUCUGAAAGUGACACGAAACUUCUCAGUAUCGGACUGGAGCAAGAUCUUCGAGAUUGUUUUCCAAGAUGAAGAAGCGCUUGACUGGGGUGGGCCCAGAAGAGAGUGGUUUGAGCUGGUCUGCAAAUCACUUUUCGACACAUCCAAUGAGCUCUUCACACGUUUCAGUGAUAACAACCAGGGCUUGGUCCACCCGAAUGCAGACCGUCCUCCUCAUCUCAGACUGAAGGUGUACGAGUUUGCUGGGAAAGUGGUUGGAAAGUGCUUGUACGAGUCAGCCAUGGGUGGGUCUUACAAACAGCUGGUACGAGCGAGGUUUUCACGCUCCUUCCUGGCUCAGAUCAUAGGUCUACGGAUGACCUACAAGUACUUUGAAACAGAUGAUCAGGAAUUCUACAAAACCAAAGUUUGCUUCAUCCUCAAUAAUGAUGUCAGUGAAAUGGACCUUGUCUUUGCUGAGGAGAAAUACAACAAAUCAGGGCAGCUGGAGAAGGUGGUGGAGCUAAUAUCUGGUGGUGCUCAGAUCCCAGUUACCAAUGAGAACAAGAUGUUCUACCUGAAUCUCCUCGCACAGUACAGGCUGGCCAACCAGGUCAGAGAGGAGGUGGAACACUUCCUGAAGGGAUUAAAUGAAUUGGUUCCUGAAAACCUCUUGGCCAUAUUCGAUGAAAAUGAGUUAGAGCUGCUGAUGUGUGGCACAGGAGAUAUCAAUGCCUUGGAUUUUAAAGCCCAUGCUGUGAUUGUGGGAGGAUCUUGGCACUUCAAAGAGAAGGUAAUGAAGUGGUUUUGGGCUGUAGUGUCAAGUUUUACCCAGGAAGAACUAGCUCGUUUACUGCAGUUCACAACCGGCUCCUCGCAGCUUCCUCCCGGAGGCUUUGCCGUGCUGUGCCCUUCCUUCCAGAUCAUAGCUGCUCCCACACACAGCACACUGCCAACUGCACACACCUGUUUUAACCAGUUGUGCCUCCCUACCUAUGACUCCUAUGAGGAGCUGCACAAAAUGCUGAAACUGGCCAUCAGUGAGGGAAGUGAAGGGUUUGGGAUGUUAUGACCAUCCUAUUAUCUAACACCUUGCUGAAGAUAUUGCACAUGAAGAAUUAGGGGGAUGCCCACAAGUACUGUAGACAUCUGAAUCAGAAGCAGACAGCAGGGCUGCUUUCCAUUUUUUUUACCAAUAAUUACAACUUCUGCAGUAAGGGCACUAUCCCCAAAAUCUCAGUCUACUGGGGUCCUGUCCCUAAAACUCUGUACAGCUCUAUAGGUGCUUUUGUAGUGGGAGUGUAUACAGGCACUGUAUGUCUUGAAGUUUCCUUGAUGACAUCAAGAUGUGAAGUAUUAGUAUGGUACAAUAACAUUUUAUUCCACAUGCUAAAAAUACAUAGUGUAGGUAAUGUGCUAUAGUUCUGUCUAAAGUGAUGAGUGAGAAAGGGAAUAACCCUAUUCCAGCUAAAAUAAAUUACAUUUUAGCAUAACCAUUUAGAGCAGCUUGAAGCAGAGCUGUGCAAAAUGAUUAUCUAAAAUGAUUAAAAUUAGCAUUGACCCACCUGAUUUAUUGGUUCUGCAGCCACCAUGUGUCUGUUAGCAGUUUUAAUUAAAGUACUAUAGAGAAUAAUUAAGCUUAUAUCCUCACUGAAGUGCAGGAAAAGUUUCCAGUGAUCUCUAUGGGUGGGGACAUCUAUCACGCAGAGCUGUUUAUAUUCCCUGAACUCACUGACAUUUGGUGGCUGUAGUAUUAAAGAAGGGUGGGGCUGAUAUGUACGGUACACAUAUACGGUUAAGAGCCUUAAGUGAUCUUGGAAGGAGAAAAGGUAUACUAGUCUCACCCAUUCAGAGAAGUUGAAUUAGGUCUGUAACAAUGGGAUUUAAGGGAGUUCGCAAUCAUUUUAAUGCAUGGCAGGGAAGAAGGGUGUUGGGUUUUAUGUUUUUAUACUCCUUCAGUAAAACAACCAAUACACUUAUUUUUUUGUUCUAUUUGCAAAACAGGUAAAGUAUUUCACAAUAUUAUUGUUAUUUCUAUUUUAUUUUUCUGUGUUGGCUGGAUUCCAAACCAAAACAAUAUGCUAUACGAUAGUACUUUGUAAAAUAUAAUUAAAUAAAUGCAUACAUACAUAUUAUAAAUAUUGAUUAAAACGGAUGAGUUGUCAAAAUCUUUGCGGUAGAGAAUCUUAUUUUGUUUAAAAAAAAAGAUGCGCAUUAGAAAUCUAAUUUUCAUGUUUUAAAUACAAAGCAUGCGUUUCUGCAUUAAUGCAUGUUGGUGUACCAAGGUCUGCUACAUUUUCAGGUCUGUGUUGCCUUUAAACUGUGAAGGAUUUGCCUUUUUUGUUGUUGUUUCUUAAUAAAAUGAUUUUUUUGGUUGUUGAAAGAAAGUUAUUUAAAAGUACAUUUAGCCUAAUGAAUCAAUUAAGUUGCUAGAGUAGAACAGACACAAGUGUAUGUGUCAGUCUUUAAGAUAUAUAUAUAUAUAAUCAGAAGCUCAUUUGCUUGUAAAAAAAAAAUAUGGUUUAUCAUUACAUUGUCAAUUGAUUUCUAUGCAUUUAUUUUUUUCUAGAUUCAAAUGUGAAGUACUGUAAUUUGAUAACACAUUUAGCUUGCUAAGUAUGUAAAAAAUAGAUUACAAUAUAUUUUAUUAAGCAUAGUUAGUCAUAAAUUGUCAAUACAAAAAAAAUCAAACCUUUAGCAUUAAACAUUAAGCAUUGAAAGCUUGUUUUUAUUAUUAUUAAUCUACAGUACGUAUAUGCUACUGCAUCAUUAACUCCCACCUCUCUGUGAUCUGUUAUAUCUGUUUCUAGUUAAAACCCGAUUGAUCUUGUAAUUCGCAUAAGUAGCUGUAUUAAGAGACUGCAAUCAUUCUGCUGGGACCUGGGAACCAAUAGCUUGGAAACAGCUGCUGUCUGACAAUGAAUCAUUUUGUAAUCUUCAAAAAGCUCCUCUUCUUAAUUAUACCUCCGCUUUAAAAGCACACUAUCUUUUAUUUACCCAAAACACUGAACUGUAAGAAGUAAACAAAUGAUGUAAGUUCUAAGCUUGUUUAGCACGAUUGAUGCAUACAGCUAAUCUAUUACAAUACUGAUUGAACCCUGAUAAUUGUACUUGAUUAAACAAUUCACUUCAUAUCUUCUCAACAUGGAAGAGUGAGAUUUGAGUGACAUUACAAUAGCAUUUGGUAGUUGUUGGCUUUGAUGCCUUCAAACACAGUGAAUUGAAAUAUCAAUCAGAUAAAUGAAUCUCUGGUUAAAUGGUGUCUGUAUCACUCUGUUAAUGAGGUUUGUAAGAAAUCAUGUGGUCUAAGAUAGUGCAUAGAAGAUAUUAACCUGUCAAUCAUAUGCUGCAACACAAACAGUGCUCUCUGCUGUUUAAUAUUCCUCUAUCUGUAAUUACAAGUUCAUAUCAUUGAAGUAUAUUGGGUUUUUUUAGCAGAUAUAAAUAUUGUGAAUUACAUACAUGCCUAUGGCUGGAACUUGUGGUGAAUUAACUUUUUUAUUAUGAACAAUUAUUAUUUCAGCCAUCAAAAAUGUUUGAAUUUUAAGCAAUUUAAAAUAUUUGGCAGCUACAGCUGCUACUGGGUUGAUGAAAUAAAUAAACUUAAAGUACCUUU
This is a messenger RNA of Acipenser ruthenus (sterlet), 6704 nucleotides long. Its product is annotated as apoptosis-resistant E3 ubiquitin protein ligase 1-like. Lineage: Eukaryota; Metazoa; Chordata; Actinopteri; Acipenseriformes; Acipenseridae. Bases 1098 to 4160 code for a protein of 1020 amino acids. The transcript is spliced from 22 exons. The record is from RefSeq and is a predicted model, not a curated record. Gene Ontology annotation, biological process: negative regulation of apoptotic process; positive regulation of protein catabolic process; protein polyubiquitination. Gene Ontology annotation, molecular function: ubiquitin-protein transferase activity.